AUGAAAAUUCCUUUUCUCUUUUUUGCGAUUUUCUUGUCGCAAGUCGCGACAAAAUCGCAAUAUUCAGAUGCUUUCGCGCGCAAAUUCUUCCCAAUUGUUUUUGCGGCGACCGAGGCGAAGAAUGCGACGAAUUGCUUGAACAAAGUUUAUGAUAAUUUUGAGGUGAGUGCGUUUUUGCGUCACGGUGUUUGCACACAUGAUUUUCAAAAAAACGUAUUGUUUGCAGCUCAAACGUCACAUCAAUGUGAUCUGCGAUGAGACUGAAGUUCUCGAUACAUGUUCUGGCCUCACCUUCAUCUCCCACACUGAUAAAUCGAUAGUUCUUGCAUUCCGCGGAACAAAAGGCAAACUCCAACUUCUUGUUGAAGGUGACGAGACGCUUUUCCGCAAUAAAACUGCGUGGGUUGGCGGUGGAAGUGUUAGCUUCUACUUUGCACGCGCUUUCAAUUUGGUGUGGAAUAAUGGAAUGAAGAGCGAUUUUGCGCAAUUGAUUCAUCAAUAUCCGGAUUAUGAUAUUUGGGUGAGGGGAUUUUUCCGAGAGAACGUAACUUGUCCAUUAUCGAAAAUCUUAUCGGUACCACGCGCUCCACACGCAACGCAGACCGCGUCGCACCACAACAUCCACACAAAUAAGGGCCCUCGUUCCGGAACGAUUCAAAUUCCCUCCCUUUUUGUGUGUGUUGUGGCGCGGCGCGGUCUGCGUUGCGUGUGGAGCGCGUGGUGUCGAUGAGAUUUUCGAUAAUAAGUUUUCUGGUUUUAACCAUAUCAAAUUGCAGGUUGGUGGUCACUCGUUGGGUGGUUCAAUGGCAGCACUCGCCACCAAUUUCAUUGUGGCCAAUCAAUUAGUCACCGAUGCCUCCAAAAUCAAAUUAAUCACAUUCGGUGAACCGCGAACCGGGGAUCAACAAUUCGCCGAUGCUCACGAUCAAAUGAUCAAAUAUUCAUAUCGAGUCAUCCAUAAACGUGAUAUAGUCUCACAUAUUCCAUAUAAGAAUGAGGAAGGUUAUCGACAUCAUCGAAAUGAGAUUUGGUAUGAUAAUGAUAUGGAAGAUGGAGCGAAAUAUAAGGAAUGUGAUUCGCAAGAAAGUAUAUUCUGCUCUGAUGGACAUUUGGAUUAUAUGAUUUCAGAUCAUCAUCGAUAUUUUGGAAUGUAUAUGUCAUUUUAUGGAAGAAGAAAUUGUACUGGAGAUCCGGCUAAUUAA
This is a messenger RNA of Caenorhabditis angaria, 1202 nucleotides long. The record is from the annotation of a GenBank genome assembly. Lineage: Eukaryota; Metazoa; Nematoda; Chromadorea; Rhabditida; Rhabditidae.